Messenger RNA from Daphnia magna, 582 nucleotides. RefSeq lists its product as uncharacterized. The transcript has a single exon. The record is from RefSeq and is a predicted model, not a curated record. NCBI's taxonomy places the organism in Eukaryota, Metazoa, Arthropoda, Branchiopoda, Diplostraca, Daphniidae. The coding region runs from base 1 to 582 and encodes 193 amino acids.
AUGACGAAAGAAGAGAAGGUUGAAUACCACAAAAUAUUCGUCCAAUACGAAAAGGAUGGUUACAUAGGAGAGGCAGACAGUAGCUAUGACGGGGUCUGCACCUAUCUACCACAUAGACCAGUCAUUAAAACGGAAGCCAAAACUACGAAAAUUAGACCCGUUUUUGACGGUUCCACACAUCAGCAGAAUAAACCGAGUAUCAACGACCUGCUAGAAACUGGACCAAACUUAAAUCCAGAGAUCCUGGCAGUACUGCUACGGUUCCGGCAGAACAAAAUCGCCUGGACGGCUGAUAUAGCGCAAGCAUUCCUACAGAUAGGAAUACAGGAAGAACACGAGCAGCUAAUAAGGUUCCUAUGGAUCGAAGACCCCGAUCAAGAGCCGGCCAGAGUUAAGGAGUACAGAUGGAAACGAGUACCCUUUGGGCUGUCAUGUAGCCCCUUCAUCUUAAGAGCUGUGAUUUUGAAAUGCCUAGAAGAACACCAGUCAGCAUUUCCAGAAUUGACAAAGCAAUUGGAACACCAACUAUACGUGGAUGACUGGUUGGGGGAGCUGAUAAUAUCAGCGAAGCAACCCUGCUGA